AGCUACUGGUCCAGCCAGCCGUCUCCAGUCCAGCCAGCCGUCUCCAGUCUCCAGUCCAGCCAGCCGUCUCCAGUCCAACUAACUGCUUAGUUCCUGGAUCAUGUUAAAAAGGACGCUGUAUGUGUAAGGCGCCCGACUGUCUGCGGCAUUGUGGCUGAGAAACUGACGCCCUCCGACUGCACGGUUAUUAUAGACGGCAUAGUUUCAUCCUGGACCUUGUGAGGAAAGCGGCGGUGUUGGAUUUAAAGGGGGGUACAGCCGUCAAUCAAACGGAAGGAUUCGAACCAUUGUAACGGUGGACAGACAGUGUGUUGCUGUGUGUGUGUGUGGAGACAACCGGACCGCCAGGUGUGUGUGUCCAGCCUACUAGCUGACUGUCAGGAUGAGGCCUGGUCAGCUGUAUGUUCUGGUUCCAGCCUCCGCUGCCCUCCUCCUCCUCCUCAUGGUCCUAUCAGAACCGUCUCAGACCAGCGCCUGCAACAAGGCGCUCUGCGCCUCGGAUGUCAGCAAGUGUCUCAUACAGGAGCUGUGUCAGUGUCGUCCGUCCGAUGGGAACUGUUCAUGCUGUAAAGAGUGUAUGCUCUGCCUGGGGACACUGUGGGAGGAAUGCUGUGACUGUGUCGGGAUGUGUAACCCUAAGAACUACAGCGAUACUCCAGCCACCUCUAAGAGCACAGUGGAGGAACUCCAUCGACCAAUCCCCUCGUUGUUCCGAGCCCUCACGGAGGGCGACGCCCCUAUCAACAUGAUGGUGGUGUCCUUCCCCGUUGCCGAGGAACUAUCUCACCACGAGAACCUGGUCUCCUUCUUGGAGACGCUUGACGACCAGCAUCAGAACAUGUCAAUCCCCGGCAACAGCAUUCACGCAAGAUACGACACUCAAGAUAACAUGUGUACGGUGGUCUACUUUGACGACUGCGUAUCCAUCCGCCAGUGUAAACUAUACUGUGAGUCGAUGGGAGGGUCAAAGUACCGCUGGUUUCACAACGCCUGCUGUCAGUGCAUCGGCCCGGAGUGUCUGGACUACGGUAGCAAGGCUGUGAAGUGCAUGAACUGUCUGUUCUGAAGACUGGCGGUGGAUGGAUCUAUGAACUGUCUAAUCUAUGACACCAUAUAUAUGGACCAAACCCAUGGGCGGCUCGAGGGAGGGGCUAGACGAUGUGGAAGCCUCCUCAACACCCCAUUAGGAACCCCCCCCCCAAAAAAAUUAUUUUAUUAAUAUAUGAAUGCAUUUACACCAUACGGUGCCUUCGGAAAGUAUUCAGACCCCUGGACUUUUUCCACAUUUUGUUACGUUACAGCCUUAUUCUAAAAUGGAUUAAAUCCUUUUUCCCCCAC
Oncorhynchus kisutch (coho salmon) is the source of this 1338-nucleotide messenger RNA. RefSeq names its product twisted gastrulation protein homolog 1-A. The transcript has 5 exons. NCBI's taxonomy places the organism in Eukaryota, Metazoa, Chordata, Actinopteri, Salmoniformes, Salmonidae. Bases 383 to 1066 code for a protein of 227 amino acids. The record is from RefSeq and is a predicted model, not a curated record. Gene Ontology annotation, biological process: regulation of BMP signaling pathway.